Messenger RNA from Dermacentor albipictus, 2183 nucleotides. NCBI's taxonomy places the organism in Eukaryota, Metazoa, Arthropoda, Arachnida, Ixodida, Ixodidae. The record is from RefSeq and is a predicted model, not a curated record.
AACAAUACCGGAGCACGCAAAAUGUCCAGGCCAGAGACGAAUGAGACAGUGCUGAACAAUCCUGCAUUUCAUCCUCCGGAAAAGCUACCGGCAGCGACUGUGUCAGGCCUGCGCGCUUGUUAGGCACCAUCAGUUUUGUUGCAUCCAUAGUACUCCCCUUCCUGAUGACCUUUCGGCUAGGUGCCGCCAUCGUGCUGUUGUACGUCGCAGAGGCGAACGACCGGUCUGCGAGUUCAGGGCAUGGCAAACCGGGCUAUACCGCUGGUUGCCGCCGACUGGCGUACUUUCUGCGGCACUCCAUCAACCGUUCCGCCGACCCGUGCAACGACUUCUACAACUACGUCUGCUCCAGAAGUGACUACACCGAUACCUUUAGGAACAUCAAGAACAAGACCAUGGACAACCUUAUUUCGCUCCUGCGCACGUCAGCGGUGCCCGAGCGAGGUCAAUCGGCCGUUCAAAAGAUGACGAGUCUGUUCCGGGCCUGCGUUUCUCUCGCGGAAGAGAACAGAUACGAGCAUGGUGACGUAAAGGGCUUCCUGACGUCACUGAGCCUCUACGUGCCAACGUCACCGGACAUAUCGAGCGCGGACGACGAGGAUCGGAGCGAUCCGCUGGAUAGCAUGCUGAAGCUAUCGGUGGAGUAUGGUUUGCACACGUUCUUAUAUUUCGGCACGACCAGAAACGCAACCGCGGCGCGUUACCACCGACUGGCUUCGAGCGCCGAGUACGAGGCAUGGUGCGGGAAGCGCGCCAACCUUACCGAAUCUAACGACCUAACGGACUUCGUCACCGAGCACAUCCGCGUACUCGCUCCGUCGCCUAGCCACCAUGGAGGACGUCCUCAGACUGAGUAAAAUGUUCAUUUCGCUCGAAGCGAACUGAUCGUCUUCAUAGCGCACGCAAGGAAAUCGUUAGGACAGACCGACCAGCUAACACCGCUAAAGAUGAAAGUCCGGGAGUUCGCAAACUUCACGAGAAGUGCCGUGAAAUCCGAACGCUGGUUGUCAUCCAUGAGACGAUGGAGUGGAAGGAAGUCCAAGCUGGACGACGUGGUCCUAGCGUAGCCCCUGGCUCUGUGGCUUGCUUGGCAUCUGCUGACACCCGGCCACUGGCACAAAACCCACCGCCUCAUGACCUGGGACUUGCUGCGCCAAGUGGCGCCUUGCCCCGCGGCGGGGCCGCUGGCGAACUGGACCGCUUUUGCGUAAAUCGCGUCACCAGCCAAGCGGCGCUGGCCAUCAUGGCCGUGCACCUAUACCGUACGGCGACUCCACCUGUGCUGGCAGACACCGAGGACAUGGCCGAGUGGCUUCGCGCCGCUUUCGUCAACGAACUGGCCGCUUCGGACUGGCUGCGAGGUGAACCGCAGAGCACGGCGAUACGCAAAAUGCGUGCCAUGCGCAUGACCAUCGGAUUUCCCGACGGUCUGUCCCAGCCCGAACAGCUCGACGAGUAUUACUCCCAGUUGCCGGACCUGUGGAGCCGGCGGUCGCUGCGCUCGUGGCUGGAGCUUAAGCGCUUUCAGCGACUCAAGAGGCGCUUCUCGACGGUGAACGACGCGGACGCGCUGCGCGCCGGAAAGGUAAAUGGCUACUGCCUGCCGGGAAACCGGGUCUGGAUGUCCGCGGGCCUCAUGCAAGAGCCCAUAUACUUCGGUCGCGCGCCGGACGCGUACAACUACGGCUCGCUAGGUCAAGCCGUGGGCCACGAGAUGAUGCACGCGUACGACAUGAGCGGCCGCAAAGUGGACGACCAGGGUCGGCACCGCGACUGGUGGAAGAACGAAACCAGCAACCAGUGCCAGGAGAACGCGCUCUGCAUUCGCCGCAGUCACGAGCAGGUGGUGAGGGAGCGAACCCCAGUGGCUACUGCGUGGCAAGCUGGACUCGGAGAACCUGGCCGACUUCGCCGGUGUGAGCGCGGCGGCACGGGCCUACCGAUCGCUGCCGGCGAGCCGGCGCCUGGCGACGGUGGCCGGCUUCAGGCCGGACCAACUCUUUUUCCUGGGCCACUGCGUGAAGUGGUGCGCGUCCUUGAGCUCGCGUCGCCCCGGUUCCCGGCACGCUAGUGCCCGAUCGCGCUGCAUCGAGCCCUUGAUGCACACGUGCAAGUUUUCCAGGGCAUUCCGGUGCGACAGGGGAAGCUACAUGAACCCCACUAGGAAAUGUCGUUUGUGGUAG